AUGAUAGUCUACCCGCCCUCUCAGCGCCACAUGCCCUCACAACCUUCCAAAACGUCCCCUCAGCCAGGCCGGCCCGCCGCGUCGCGCGCGCCUUCGUUCCCGCAGCACUCGCCUGGUGCUGUCGCCGACCGCGACGCCCUGAAACCGCCGAAACGAGCCCAUACUUUCCACAAUGGGGCCCCUGCUGGACCCAGCGAUGGCCCCGACGCAUUCGAGACGAGCGAGACCGACCCAGAAGACAAUGUCGAGGUGACGAGAGCAUCCGUCGAGCUCGAUGACCUGCCCAUCGAGCUGAUUACCUUGACGGACAGCUUCAUCGAGUCUCUCGGCGCCAAGGUGCAUCCAACGCCUCCAAACAUCGACAAGCUGUCACAGCUCUUCCAAGACUUCUACACGACGGCAUCCUCGCACAUUGCCACCCAUGUUAGUGCCUUGGCUUACCGUCAAAGCCGCGAGGCUUCUCCCGCUGCACCGGCCAACACCAUGUCCGCGGCCGCCAGUCGUCUGCGAUCAAAGGCUACGUCCCUCGGCUCGAAAGAUAAGCCCAAGGUUGAGGCAGAGCAGCAAAUGAUCACCGCCGAGGAGCUGGCCAGCCGGAAACGAGCGAGGAAGGCGCUCGAGACAAAGCGUGGCCUUCUCGAGGAAGCAGUCGAGCGAAGGCUCUGCGAGGGCAUCUAUGAUCGGAUAUACCGGCACAGUAGUACGCAAGACGAGGCCCAGGACGACAAGCUACGAUCCAAAACUGCAGCUCUGGCGCUCGUUGGCAUCGGCCCCGUCGAUCUUGGCAUCGAAAUUAUUGAUCAAGCGCCGCAGGCUGCCGAUGUCGCUGAAGACGAGCGAGACGGGAUCCGUGGGGCUCUUCACCAGGCCAGGGUGGACAUGACCCGCAUGAGCGAAUCGAGAUAUCCCCUUGGCAAGCUCAACCACCUCAAGGCGGCCCAUAAGAGCAUUGUCGAUACCCUUGCUCGCUUUCACCCGUCUGCAUCAGCGGAUGAGAUCAUGCCCAUGCUGAUUUAUACCCUCAUUACACUGCCACCCGAGAACCUACAUAUCAUCAGCGACCUCCACUUCAUUCAGAGCUUCAGGUGGGAGACGAAACUAACCGGCGAGGCGGCGUACUGCCUCACCAACCUGGAGGCGGCCAUCAGCUUUCUGGAAACGGUUGAUCUUGCUACCCUGAGAGCAGACGAACAUCCUUCCGGGCCCCCCAAGACUUCAAACCAAUCCGGCACCCCGAAGACAGAGACUUUCCCUCCUGCGUAUCCCCAAGGACUUACAGCGCCUACUAGUACCACCGGCGACGCUGCACCCGAAAAUGCCACUGCCACAAAGCCUGCGCCCUCGCCAUCGGGACUUAAGGCCACCAACGUCUUGCGGAACCGGCGACUAAGUGACUUGGUCAACACUCCGGCACAGGCGUUCGGUGCAGCAAGCGACGCCGUCUUUACAACGGCGGACCAAGGUCUCAAGACCAUCUCAAACAGUCUCGGCGAGAGCUAUUCAUUCCUCCUCGGCAAAUUGCGGGAGCGUCAGCAGGGACCAAAGGAGUCCAUAGCCGUUCCGCGGACCCUCGACGACGCACGCAAGCUUGUCAGUACGCCGCCACCGGAAGAGGAAGACAACGCCAGCGGUGCUAGCUCAGCAAUUGGUGCUGAGGAUGCUGAGCGGCUGAAAAGGCCAUCGGCACGCGAGGACCGAGUCCUCAACAUGAUCGGCGGCCGUCGAGAUGCCAGCGUGGAAAGCUCGAGGAGCGCUAGCUCCUCCAAGAAGGUGUUGUUCUCCGAAGAACCAAAGGCCACGACACCGUCGCUGCUCUCAUCCGGACAGAGCCCUGCUGUUCUAGAGCAGGUGCGUAACCUAGGCAGCACCUUCAACCCCAUGGCGAGGUUGUCGAGUAUUGGUGGUUUCAGGGGCUUUGGACGCAGUGCGCCCACGACCCCCGCGGCGUCAAAGGAUGUCGGCAAGACUGCCGACGGGGGCGACUUGGCGUCGGCCUUCCCUGACAUUGCUGCCGCGCUCCCGCCCAAGCAGGUGCCUAAGAUUGCGCCCCCGAACAAGCGUUUCAUGGAGCUCCAGAGCCCUGGCGAACUCCGUCUAGGGGAGGUGCUCGACCUGUUGAGGGAUUAUAGGCGGCUGGCCAAUGCGCUGAAGAACAUGGACGCGUUCGAGGAGAAGUGA
This is a messenger RNA of Purpureocillium lilacinum, 2178 nucleotides long. RefSeq lists its product as uncharacterized. The record is from RefSeq and is a predicted model, not a curated record. Gene Ontology annotation, biological process: vesicle-mediated transport. Lineage: Eukaryota; Fungi; Ascomycota; Sordariomycetes; Hypocreales; Ophiocordycipitaceae. Gene Ontology annotation, cellular component: cytosol; endocytic vesicle. Gene Ontology annotation, molecular function: small GTPase binding; guanyl-nucleotide exchange factor activity.